Puntigrus tetrazona (Sumatra barb) is the source of this 3567-nucleotide messenger RNA. RefSeq names its product activating transcription factor 6 (gene atf6). NCBI's taxonomy places the organism in Eukaryota, Metazoa, Chordata, Actinopteri, Cypriniformes, Cyprinidae. Gene Ontology annotation, biological process: endoplasmic reticulum unfolded protein response; regulation of transcription by RNA polymerase II. Gene Ontology annotation, cellular component: nucleus. The transcript has 16 exons. Bases 165 to 2138 code for a protein of 657 amino acids. Gene Ontology annotation, molecular function: RNA polymerase II cis-regulatory region sequence-specific DNA binding; DNA-binding transcription factor activity, RNA polymerase II-specific. The record is from RefSeq and is a predicted model, not a curated record.
UCCGUAGAGUUACCGUAAAACUAGACGUGUACUUGCAGCAUUGUUGUUAUGUAGUUUCAUCAGAAUCGGGAAAGGCGAGUGUUUACAACUUCGCAAAAACUCCUCGAUAACUAGCGUUCCUCACCCGACUCACUUUUAAUCCUCACUAAUGUGUUCGUGGCACGAUGUCGUCAAAUUUGAUGUUAGAUUUCGUAAAUCCAUCGAUGAUGAAUAAGGAAGCGGGGGAUAUUUCCAUCGAUCAGGAUGGAGAGUGGGAUAUCAGUUUGUUUGAUGAGCUGGAAGAUCUCGGGGGUGCUGACGAGUUUCUGGAGGCUCUGGUGGAAAGUGUAGGCUAUGACACCUCUGUUCCUGACCUGAACUUUGGCAUUGAGCCCACUGCGUGGAACUCCGAUGCCUGGAGAGAAAACGGUAGCCCGCAAUCAGAUGGUGAUAUAACCGUGGACUCCCUGUCACCAAACCACACGCUCAGUUUCGUGUCCUCGCCAGCGUCGGUGGAGCCCCACUCACCGUGCUCCACACAUGAUGAGGCACUGUCUCCAGUCUCCUGGCGUUCUGAACCCUCUCCACUGUCUGUCUGCUCUGACUCGAGCGGCUUUGCUGAGGUGUCUGCUGAGAAAAAGCCUUCCAAGAGGACCAGUCAGUCAAAAGCCAAACCUCUCCAGCCAGCGAAGAGGCCCAUUCAGUUCAGCCCCAAGGUCUCCAUUCAGCCUAAACCGCUCAUCACGGCAGUACCCAUGUCCCAUGCUGCAGCUCCCCUUCAGACUAAGACCAUCAUCAUCCAGCCUCUUCAGACUACAGUUCUGCCUGUAGUAAAACCUCCACCAGUCACCAUUCAACCAGCACCCCCUGCAGGUCAGCGAAUGCUGCUAUCUCAGCCUACUCAGGUGGUCCAGCUUCAGACGCCUCAGGCGGUGCCCACGCAUGUAGUCACAGUGCCAGCACUGGCUCAGGACCGAUCUGUCUCUGUUGUUGCACCGGUAACGGCAUCUCCUGUGGUUGCCAUGACACUGCAGAAUUCCACCCCUGAGGAUGAUUCAAGUGCGUCUCGGAGACAGCAGCGCAUGAUAAAGAACAGAGAGUCUGCUUCUCUCUCCCGGAAGAAGAAAAAGGAGUAUUUGUUGACAUUGGAGGCCCGUCUGAAGGUGGCGCUCUCUGAGAACGAGAAGCUGAAGAAUGAAAAUGGCACAUUAAAAAGACAAGUGGAAGGACUGAUGAGUGAGAACACUGUGCUGAAAGCAACUGCUCCAAAACGGAGAGCUGUGUGUCUUUUGACGGUCAUGGUCUUCUUGGUCUUUAACUUGGGUCCAAUGAGUCUACUUGGAGGAGACAGAGGGUCUACAUUUCCUGCUGCCCCUGCUUUCAGUGGCAGACACCUGCUGGGCUUUUCCCCAGAGUCAGAGAGAAACUUUGAGUCAGACAGGCCUCAGACUGAUCCCUCUAACCCUGUGAACAGGUUAGAGGAUGUAGUAUCAGAGCAGAAGGCACUGAUGGUGGUGAAGAAUCCUCUCUAUUUAAGAACCCCACCACCCUGCCAGCCACCUGUCAACAGGACCAAGUGCAUGAAGAUAGCGCAUGAGCUUAGGGGCUGGGUGCAUCGUCACGAGGUUGAGCGGACCAAAACUCGCCGCAUGAGUAACACUCAACACAGAGGCAGAACCAUCCUGCAGAAAGCAGCAGAUAAACGGGCUGAAGUACCACAGAUUACAACACAGAUCCAGUACACAGAUUCCUCUGAAAAGACUCCCAGCAGCGAGCUGCAGGUGUAUUACGCCCCUCGCCGCACUUACAAUGACUUCUUUGAUGAACUCAACAGAAGAGGGGACACGUUCUAUGUGAUCUCUUUCCGCCGGGAUCACCUCCUUCUUCCCGCCACCAACCACAAUAAAGGCAGCCGCCCCAAGAUGUCUGUGGUCCUGCCAGCUAUGAAUUACAAUGAGAGCAUCAUUAAAGACAAAGAGUUUGAGGUGAUGAUGCAGAUCGACUGUGAAGUCAUGGACACCAGGAUACUCCACAUCAAGUCUUCUACUAUUCCACCCAUCUUGCGGGUCAAUCAGACAGACACAGACUCUUUCUAUCACACGGCCCCCAACAACAACCAGCCGGCGGCCCCCGUCGGUGUCCUCAUGGGUUCUUCUUAGUCUCAGCUAUAUACAUCUUAUCAAUUUCGUUUUGUUUGGACUUACCUGUUUUUUCACCAACAUCUGUUUUGUUACAUAAUAAGCAUUUUGUUAAUUUUUGUGACUUUUAUUCUAGUGGCUAACCAGUAUCUUGGCAGUCCACUACCAAAUCACCAAGAUACUUAACAAUAGUCAAGAAUUCCACUUGAAGGCACUUCUUCCAAACGCACCAUGUAAGCCAUUUAAUACUGAUAAGCCAUUCAAUACAUUACAAUCUUUAUUACAGGAUAUUGAUUUCACCAACAACAGGCAUUUACACUUUAUGCAAAGUGACUUGAGUUUGUUUGUGCUCUACCAGCUGAAUUACAACGACUAGGUGCAGUCUGACUCGAUUUAUUGAACAUUUUUCUGCUAUAUGUGGUAGCUGUCAAGGAGUUGUUUUUUUUUUUUUUUUUUUUUUUUUUUUUUUUGCACUUUGCUUGUUUAUUAAAAUGAAUUCAAAUGAAUAUUUAUGAAGGUUUAAUAUUUGUACCAAGCUUGUUUUGGUAGACAUUUAAUGGUCGUGUUCAGCGACACAUUUUUUUUUAAUACCACUAUCCUCAAACAAACUGCAUUGUCAGCGAGUUUUGUUUUUCUGAUUUAUGAUAUUGCUAUUGAAUAGAAAAGUUAGAAGAUUUAUUAUUUACGCUUGAGUCUAUGUAAUUGACUUUCCAUUUGACUGAUAUUAUUCAGGACGGUGCUGUAAAUGUAUAUCGAAAAAUAUAUAUUUGAAAGUAUUUAGAUAAUACUUCUGCUCUAUGCUGGGUCUUUGAAGGGUAAUCAUUUUAGACUAAUUCUAAUUGGAAUAGCAGUUUGGGGUUGGGGGUCUUAUGCAACAUCUGUCAGUUCAUUUUAAUGUGUUUCAUGCCUCCGUGUUUUUCUUAGUGGCUUAAUUGCACUUUAAAUGAGGUGUGCUUGACAUAAAUACAGUUGUUAACAUAUUACUGGCUGUUCAUUUGAAGUUGUAGAAAAGACCUAAUUGUUAUUUGUAAUUUGUAUCCCAUCUGUCCUUGUUCACUGUAUGUCUGUCUCUAUUCUAGCUUAUUUAGAAGUGCACUUGUUUCUUGUCCUGUUUAGGAUGACGAUUAGUCAAUUAUCAGUCAGUAAUCUGUGUGAUCGUUAGCUUAUUCUUUCCCAUCCGUCAUCACCUUUACCGGAAAAAAAAAAUAUAUUUAGAAUUUUAGUUUUUAAACUCAACUCAGGUGAAUCUUUGUCAAAAUGUGGAUGAUUUAUUAGUAUUUUUAGUGAGAAUUUCACAUUUUGUCCUUGGCAUCACAGUAGAAUUGUCUCGUUUAUUUUUCUUUCUGGCAGCGUUUUUGUUUUUUAUAUAAUUAAUUUCUGCAUUUUCGCAAAGAUUGAUGGCGAUGAAAGCCGUUUUGUUACAAUGCAAAGAAAUAAACACUGGACUCAA